AUGCCUCCAAAGCGACAACAGUCAAAAUGCAACGCAGCAUCGUCCAAUACACUGGCAAGAAAAAAUGCUGAAAUCUGCAAUCCGAAAAGUACAAACAGCUCCGAAGACACCUCAGCGGAGCAAUCGUUUCCAGAAUCUCCCUCACCUAAACCCAUUAAAAGAGCAAGAAAAGCGAAACAGCCACGACGCAAAAAAGCAACACCGAGCACGUUACCCAGCAUUGAAAGUCCAGUUAAUAACAACGAUCUAGACACAGCAUCACUCUCCAAACGAAUAGAAUCUCACUCUUCGAUUCAACCAACACCCGAUAUUAUCAGUCCACCUCAUCCUAUCCCGAACAGCCAAGGCGAACCAAGUGAUGUUCCACAACCAAUUUUUCCAUCAUUAGCCAAUAACGAUGACACCAACAAUCCCGACAGAGACGACAACGACAACUUCGCUAAUCAAACCAAUCCUUCUCCUGACAAAAAUAGUCAACCGAGUCAAGCACCAAUCAAUCAUUCCACAGUAAUCCACUCAGCUCAAACAGCAAAUCUUUAUCAUCAAGUCGACGAUGACACAAUUGCAUCUAUCGAACCAACGAUCACCGAUCCGUUCCGAUUCGAUUUUACCAAGCGAGACGUGAAACAUCUCCUUCGCCCACCUACUGUCAUACAAACCACGCCCACCAAAACUACAAUCACAUGA
Messenger RNA from Adineta ricciae, 687 nucleotides. Lineage: Eukaryota; Metazoa; Rotifera; Eurotatoria; Adinetida; Adinetidae. The record is from the annotation of a GenBank genome assembly.